Diaporthe amygdali is the source of this 1602-nucleotide messenger RNA. RefSeq lists its product as uncharacterized. The transcript is spliced from 7 exons. Lineage: Eukaryota; Fungi; Ascomycota; Sordariomycetes; Diaporthales; Diaporthaceae. Bases 1 to 1602 code for a protein of 533 amino acids. The record is from RefSeq and is a predicted model, not a curated record.
AUGGCGACAGGAAAGACAGAAAACAAAGACCUUCAGGCCAACUCGCUGUUCGAUGUGUCCCACAUCACAGCGGUUGUGACCGGUGGCGGCACUGGCAUAGGCCUUAUGAUAACACAGGCUCUGCAAUCUAAUGGAGCAAAGGUGUAUAUCACAGGCCGUCGGGAAGAUGUCUUGAAGCAGACAGCCAAAGUGUACAGCACUGGGCCCGGCAGUAUCCAUCCCUUGGUCGGCGAUAUCAGCAAGAAGGAAGAGACCAUUCGCUUAGCCAAGGAACUCGAGAGCCAGGAGCCAAAUGGCAUUCAGUUGCUGGUCAACAAUGCCGGCAUUGCGAGGGACGAUGAUACGAAAUUCUCGGCGAAUGGCGAGCCAGACUACAAGGACGCGAAGGCCAUCUCAGAGCACUUCCUCCAGACCAAGGAGGAGCAAUGGGCCGAGACGUUAAGGACGAACGUUGCAGCACAGUACUUUAUGUCGAUGGCUUUCCUACCGCUUCUCGGCAAAGGAGGUUCCCAGAAGCCCGGCUACUCAUCGCAGAUUGUCAAUGUUUCUUCCAUUUCCGGAGCCAUGAAAGGCUCCAGCCGAGGGCAAUUUGCCUAUGCCACGUCCAAGGCCGCUUUCACUCACCUGUCCCGCAUGUUGGCGACCACAUUCAAAGAUGUGCCGGUCCGAGUCAACGUGAUUGCACCUGGGCUGUUCCCGAGCGAGAUGACGGCCGGGUCUUCAGACGAGGAAAACAAGAGCCAGCUUAACACCAAGUCGACGAACCCUGCCGGCAGAACAGGUCACGACACUGACAUGGGGGCUACGAUUCUGCUCUUGGCUGGAAAGGGCGGACUUUUCUAUAAUGGUCAAAUCCUUUAUCCGGAUGGCGGAGUUGAAUGGCCAGGUGUCUGCGUGCCGCCUCCGUCAACUCACCGGGCAACAGCAGCCAAAGACCUAAAAGUCUAUCCGACCCAUGCGUGUUUCCGUCAAUUUGGAUUUCCAAUUAUCCUGAAUGGCGAGGGUGAGAUGUCACUGGGUGGCAUCGUACUACCCCACGACCCAAGUCCGGCGUUUACGGUCUUUAUCGGGGUUCGACUUGAUGAGGACAGGAGGAAAUGGCUUACGUCCGAGUUGACAAGACUUGUAGCACGCAUCAACAGCGAACAAUGCGUUGCAUGGUACUACGAUACCCGCUCAGAAGCCGGGCUGCGCGAUGAAGUCUUUGCUCCUGAGCUGCACGUAGACUACUCCAAGAUCCUGGGCGGCGAGCCCUUCACCGUCACCGGCCCGGCGUGGGCGGCGCAGGCGAAGAAGCUUUUUGGGACACUGACACGGACCAGAUACCUUAUAAUCGAGCUGCCCCAGCCCGGCUCAUCGUCAACGCCUCCUGAGAAGUGCACAGUCCUCGGCCAGUGUGGCGCGUCGAUGGUGCGCCAGGGAGCCAGCGGAGGGAGCAGCCUCUUGCAGAACGGGGGCCAAGCCAUCAUUGAAGUCGUUCGUCUACCAGAACUGGAAGCUAAAGGGGUCAACCCAUGGAGGGUCAGCAGCCAGAUAAUCACCCCGGCGUGGGAACUAGGAAACAAGGCUGUCCUCGAAGGGCUCCAGGCCCAGGAGUCUUAG